ACACAUACACGCGAACGGACCGUGUGUGGAUAUUUGUGGAGCAAAUCGAAAUUGGCAGGAUUAAAAGCAUUCGCGAGUGCAAAGGCAGCGGUUAAAGGGCUGCCCAUGCACCAAAGGAACUAACUAGCUGGCCAAGAGGUCCUUCAAACAGCGAAUAAUAUGCAAAAAUCAGCGUAAUUGGCAAGUUCAAUGCUCGACUAAUAUAUUUGGCCACACUUGUCAGUGUGCGUGCCCGUGUGUGUGUGGUGUCGAGUCCGUGUGUGUGUGCGUGUGCGGCCGCGACGAGUAUGUGUGCGUAUAUUCGUAUAUUUGCAAGUCUCGCGGAUGAAACAGCGUGAAAAGUGAGCGAAAUCGGGAAAACGGGGAAAAGGAACGGGCACCGAAACGGAAAGGGCGGCCAAAGAACUCCUCUCGAUCCCGAUACGGAUAAGGACCAUGGGGAUAUAGCCCCAUAGCCACCGCACCACAGCAGGUCGGUUGGGCGACGUCAAAGAGCCAGAAGUGAAGAACGUCAGAAGUCAGAAAUCAGAAAUCCGAUUUUAGAAAUCAAAAAUCAAAAGCAGAAACAGAGCUCUGCUGAGAUGUCGAAGCGGCUCCACUGAGUCAAGUGUUUGGUGUUGUGAAAUUUUCCGUCUCCAUCUCUCUAAGCGUAAAUCCCAAAACCAAACCAAAACCCCCUCCCAGUCCUCCAAUCGUAAUCCCUCCUCAAUCAACCUGUCCAAAAUUUUCAAUUGAACGCAACUCCGCCAUAAACAACAAAUAUAUAAGAAAAAUAAAAUUCGGCCACUAGCCAAACAAUAAAAAAAAGAAGAAAAAAAUCACGCAGUGAAGAAGAAGCAGCAGCAGCCGAAAAAAAAGACGAAAAGAAAACUUGUUUGAAAAAGGCCGAACCGAAAGAAAAAGACCAGCAGCAGCAGCAACAGCAGCAGCGGCUGAGUUUGGAGCUCAAGAAUUUCAGCGUGCUAGGGACGGAGCACCGGAUCGGAGCACCGGCGACGUCACCAAAAGAUACGCCACCAUUUCACCAUGGACGAGGAUGACAACCUGUCCAAUGCCGACAUCAGCAUCGAUGACGAGGAGGCGGCGGUGGUGGUGGAGCAGCGCGAGAACGUUGCGGCCAUGCAGCAGGAUCAGGAUGAUGUGGACGAGGACGAGUCCUCCGAUGUGGAUCUCUCCUCGGUCUAUGUCCUUCCACCCAUAAUCACGGCAAUGCCACCAAUUCUCCUCGGCGCAGGCUCAUCAUCAGUGGCAGGAGGAGCAGGCGGAACCACCGCCGCCGCAGCUGCAGCCACCGGCGAUAACUCGCAUUCCCCAUUCCACGACUGGGAUUCCAGUGUGGCGGCAGCCGCUCCACCGCCGCCACCGCCCAGGGGAGCAACUGCAGCGAGCUCGGGCUCCAGUUCGGGAUCUGGAGCAUCGGCUGCAGCGGGAGGAGGAGGAGGGGGCACAGCCUCCUCCGGCGAUUCCGGCGCCAAGCCGAGCUUCUUCUUCGGCGCCUCAUCCUUCAGCCUGCGCAGCCGCAAGGAAGUGGCCGCCCUGAUCAACACGGAGUGCUGCCGUGGCAGCCCCACGCCCGAUCUCGACUCCAUAAUGGACACCCUGUUCAAUCCGGGCACGCCCAUCGACAAUCUGGACAACAUCGAGUGGAUUCGAUGGCUCAUUGCCGGCGGAAGGACGCCGCAGGAGUUUGUUAAAAUUGUGCGCAGCUAUGACAACCACGCCAAGUGCGGACUGGUCUGGGUGCCCCAUGUGGUGGCCUACAGGUGCCGCACCUGCGGCAUCUCGCCCUGCAUGUCCAUAUGCCGGGAUUGCUUCAAGAAGGGCAACCACACGAACCACGACUUCAAUAUGUUCCUGUCGCAGGCGGGCGGUGCCUGCGAUUGUGGCGACACCUCCGUAAUGAAGGCGGAGGGCUUCUGCAGCGAUCAUGGCAUCAAUAACCGGGUCAACCGAGAUCCGGUGCCCAAUAAUCUGUUGGCGGUGGCCGAAGCCAUUAUGCCCAAGCUGCUGUUCCGCCUGCUGCAGCAUUUCCGCGAGCACAGCGACACCUCACUGCAGGUGCAUGCGAUGACCUCGUACUCAUGCGAGGAGUUCGCCAACAUGCUGAUCGAUCUGAAUAACAUGGGCGAGAUAAUGCGCAAGGUGAUGACGCGUACGCUGAUCAAUCCGGAGGUCUAUGCGUACUUCAUGGAGGCACCAUGUCUGGACACACGGAACGGACGCUUCUUGAAAGCGAACCGGGAGAAGUACGAGGAUGCUGUCAACAGAUUCCCUAAUCCAGAGCCACCCGAUGAGUACAGGGAUCUGCCGGCGCUGGGCGACAAGCUGGUACAUACCACGCUGCUCGAGGAGUUCAUCUUCUGGACAUUCAAAUUUGAGUUCCCACAGACGUUAGUCUGUUUCCUGCUCAACAUGCUGCCCGAUCAGGAUUACAAGGAACACCUCACCCGCACAUUUGUGAUGCACUACAGUCGCAUACCGUCCGUGCUGGAAAUGUCCCGCGAUCCGGACACGCUUAGCAACCGGGUGGUCCACAUGAGCGUCCAGCUCUUCUCCAACGAAAGUCUGGCUCUCAAGAUGGUCAACGAGCUGUCGCUGCUGCACGUGAUGAUCAUCAGUCUCAAGCUGAUGAUGUCCAAGAUACUCAUACAGAAUACGCUGCAUGAUCCCAGCAAGAAUUUCCACUUUGUCAUCGACUGCACACGUCAGGUGAUGAAGGACCACUGCUACUGGCCGCUAGUCUCCGACUUUAACAACGUCCUGUCACACGAAUCGGUGGCCCUGGUCUUUCUGAGGGACGACAACCUCAUCGACAUGUGGUUCCAGUUUCUCCAAAUGCUCCAGGGCAUGAAUGUCAACGUGCGAGAGACGGCUUCUCAUGUGGAGUUCGAGCCAAACAGCUACUAUGCGGCUUUCUCCUGCGAACUGGAGGCAAGUGCCUAUCCCAUGUGGUCGAUUAUCUCGCAUCUGCAGGAUGGCACACACGCCCACUUGGCCAAAAAGAUCAUCAACUACUGUGUGACGACGCUGCACGAGUGGCUGGACUCCAUUUACUUCAUGGAAGCGCGUCUAUCUAUGGAGGAGAUGAUGCAGGCUUCGUUCCACUUUCCACUGCAUCGUUAUCUCGCCGCCUUUGUAUGCCAGGCGGUCACCAAAAUGGGAAUCAGUCUGAACGACGUGCUGCCCUCGCGCCCCUAUCUCCUGCCCCUCCUGAUGAUCCAUCCGCUCCGUGUCCAGAGUUUCUUCUACGAGAUCUUGGCAGGAAAGUGGGUGCGCAACGGGCUGCAGAUCAAGGGUCAGGCGAUGACCUACAUCCAGGCGAACUUCUGCAACUCGAUGGCCGACAUGGAUCUGUUCUUCCUGCAGAUCUGUGCCACCAACCUGCCGCAGUACUUCUUUCUGCAGAACACCAUCGAGCUGUUCGACGUGGGUCAGUGGCUGGAGACGGCUCCCUUGAAACAGCCCCAGAAGGCGGAGCAAUCCUCGAUGCUGGAGGGAUUCCUCACCUUUCUGGCCACCCUGGUGACGAGUCGCACGAAUCUGGGUAACGACGAGGCCACCCAGUGCAUCAUCGAGAUCAGUGCCCUCCUGGCCACCGAGAACAAGACGCAUUCGCAGCUCCUCGAACUGAUGCCAGAGAGAUCGGGGAAUGUGCACACCAAGAACUUUGAAACCUUCCUGAAGAAGCUAUCCGUUUACAAGGCGCCGUCGAGUGGAAGCGAGAAUCUGGAGCAGGGUCUCUUUACGCCCAUCGACGAGGUGUGGGAGAAGCACUACGAUCCGCUGCACGUCCUUUUGCGAGCAGUUCAUCGCCGGGAUUUCCAAUCCUCGCUGGAUCGCUUCACAAACUAUGUGAAGAGCAAGGAGAAGAUGCCGGCUAGUGGGAACCUCUGGCCGCCAUUCCGAUUGCCGCAGGCUUUGCCCGCCACUAGCUCCUUCAGUGAUCCCUGCAAGAUUCUCAACUCUCGCGUCUUUCACUCCACCAUUUUGUCGAUAUUUUUCCGUGCAGUGCACACACGUGAUGUCUCCGAGCAUCUGCUGGCCCUGGCUGUAUUUCUCCUGGAGAUCGCUGUGGAAACCAGUGAUGAUGUUGGCAGUGGUCAGGGAGAUCGUGCUCCCCCAGCGCUGGCUGCCAUGGUCGAGUCCUCGGGCGGACCGGGCUAUCAUGGCUACGGUUCGGGGCGACAGGAGCCGCCCAAGCUGUUCCAAUGCUAUCCCACGGACAAUCUCAGCUGCAAUCUACGUCAUGUGGUCAAGAAGGUGUCGCUAAAGUCACGCGAUCCGCAGGUGAUCACCUCGAGCUAUCGCUCUAAUCCGUUUUACUCGGAUCUGGACUUUGAUGUUGAUGCGGAUCCGGAGCAAUCGUUGCGAAUGAUUGGUCAUGGGGACUCCGAAGGAGAUGAGGCAACGGGCGGCGCUGGUCUGGCAUCAGUUGGCCUGGGGCCGGGAGCACUCAGCCGGAGGAAUGUCUCGCAGGCGCUGGUGCCGAUGAGAAUGCCUGGCAUGGAGGUUGCCCUGCCACCCGAUCUUUCGGUGGUCGCCGAAACGGGUGUCGUCAUCCGGCAGGGUAGCAACGACGAUGAGCUACUAAGAGAGGGCGAUCAUGCCAUGGACAUGAGUCCAGCGGCAGCCCUCGAUUUCCAUUUCCCGCUGCAGCAGAUCACGUUGCCGGAGAGUGGCAUGGAGGUGGCCAUCCGGCGGGAUCUCUUGCUGGCCGAGACCAAUAAUAUGGGCGCCAUAGGAGGGGUUGGUGGUGGCGCCAAUCCAUCUGCCACACCCCCUGCCGUGGCCUCCAACGAGAUGUUCUCACCCACCACGCCCACGGGCAGUGGCAUGCUCCUGCCCUUCCAGAGGGUUCAGCCCGUGGCCGUUCCCAGCAGCGUCAACAUGGAUAUUGUCCCAUCGAAUGCCCUGGGCGCCGGCGGAAGCUUUACAUCCGGCGUGAGUGGUGGCGGCACCGGGCGUAGGAUGAACUAUGAGUCGGGUGGUGCUCGGAAACGAUCCGUGGACAUCGCCAUCGGUGGGAGCAACAAGGAUGAACUGCACCUAGACGAGAGCAUCUUGUCGUUGAUGCUUAAGCUCCAUUCACAGCUCUCGGGAACGCUGGAUAGCUUCUCGUUAAGCGACGGCGAAGAGCAGUCAUCUGGCGAGGAUUCCGCCAUGGAUGUGGACUGCAACGAGGCCAGCACAUCAAUGGCAGCAGCCGAGAGCACCGCCCUGGCCGAAAGGGGCCGCAGCAGGCGCAACUACAAGAACAUCCAUGUAUCCUCCUCCCGCAUUGGCGAUGGCCCAUUCUUCAUUGGUAAUCUGCUGCGCAAGAUUGCCAAGCAGGAUGAGCAGUGCGCCGUUAGCAUCGAUGACAUCCGGGCCAGACUCUGGCCCAAUCAGCGCGAAAGGCAGGCGGAAGCGAAGGCACGCGAGACCAAGGAGAAGGAGGAGCGCCGCAAGAAGGCACGUGAGCGCCAGCAGAAGAUGAUGCAAGACUUUGCCAACAAGCAGAAGCAGUUCAUGCAAUCUGCUGCGGCGGCAGCUAGUCACAUGGACUACGGGCCGGAGGAUGAGGACGACGAGGAGCUGUACGAGGAGCAGCCGCGUGAGAAGGAGUACGAUUGCAUUAUCUGCAAUUGCACAACCCCCAGCACGGAAUCAAAUCCCAUUGGUCUGGUGGUCCUGGUCGAGUCCAGUGGCAUUGUUGGCCAUCGGCGGCGGAUCGCCGAGCGACUGCCGCUGCCGCUAAAUGUGGAGGAUGAGGAUCGACUGAAGCACAGCACACGACUGGCCGCUGAAUUUAGCAGGCGGACCGAAUUGCUUAGUCUCAAGUUCGGCGAUGAGUCCUGGUAUCUGUCCAACAACAUGGCCUACGACAAUGGUGUGCAUGUGCAGUCUUGUGGCCAUCACGUUCAUCUCAGUUGCCUGGAGGCGUACCUCAAGACGCUGUACACCACCCAACGCCAGCCGGUGCAGGAUCGUGGCGAGUUCUAUUGUCCCGUGUGCCGGCAGCUAUCCAACUCGGUGUUGCCGCUGAGUCCGCAGCUAGACAGACCCACACAUCUCGUCCGCUCGGGUAAUCAACCCUUCGAGCGUCUCGUCGCCGACCUCACCGAUCUGAUCAAGGAGAACGAGACGAUACCGCAGCCCACAAAACUAACGGAGGCCAUGGGUCAUGCCAUGGAGGUGAUGACAAACAUUGCCCAGCGCAAGGUCAAGUGCGCCUCGAUCACGUUCCGCAAGCUGUUCAUCUUCGUCACUUCGAUUGCGCGUACCAACCUUGAGGCGGAGAUCAUCCAGCGCGGCGGAUCCCUCUGCUCGGCGAAUGCCACGCGGUACAAGCCAAAGCGGGACUGCAUUGUGCCGCUCCUGCACGUGCUGUCGGUGCAUGUGCGUGUCCUGGUCGAGUGGCCGCUAUGGAGCAGCUGGGCCUCGUUGGCCGGCCUGCCGGUGAGCGAGACGGAGCCACUGCCGGCGCACUGUCUCGAGCUGAUUCCCAGCCUAUUGGCGGAUCCCAUUGCGCUGUUGCUCAAGUUCAUCCUGCUGGCGCCACUGCACUUGGACCAGGAUUACUUCACCUGCAUGGUCAAGGUGAUGUACAACCUGCUGUACUACCAGAUUGUGGUUCAGCUGUGCGUCACCCUCACGGACUUCGAGUGCGAACACAUUCUCAAAGUUUACGGCAGCAGCAGCAGCAGCAGCGCUGCCAGUGGCACUUCCGGCGCUGAGUCCCAACCGGAAUCCCCCGCCGGAGCCACGAGCAGCUCGUACAAUCGUCGCCGUGCUGGCAACCAGCAGCAGAGCUCCUCGGAGCUGGGCAAGGCCAUGGCCCUGGUGCUGAGCCAGACGAAUGAGCUAGCUCACUUGCGUCGUGACUGUAUACCCAGUACCAGCAGCUCGGCGGCGGCAGCGGCGGCGGCUGGCUCCUCCUCCACAACCGCCUCUGGAUCGGGCGCAGCAACAGCAACAGCUACCUCCUCAUCCUCAGCCUCGCCGCACGAGGUCAACCUUAAGUCCAUGGAGCUACAGCUGCAGUCGCUGUGUUUGCCCUUUCUGCGAGUGGCUGCCCUGCUGCGUCAGCAUCUGUAUCGCCAUGAGAUGCCGGAGAUCUCGGCACCGGGACUGGAGUUUGUGCGUCUGGUCUACUACUUGGAACUGGUCACCGAUUCGAUGGACUGGGAUUGCUUCAAUGCCAGCAAGGGCUUGUGCUUUAUACCCGGCACCGAGCAAACGCUGCCGCAGUUCUGGUGUCAGCAGCUAAUGGAAGUGCGUCCGCCGGCGGAUACGGUUAGGGAACUGGUGCUUAUCAAUCAGCACUCUCUGUGGCAGCAACCGCGACUUCUUGAACUGCCGCGCGAGUAUGAACGUCUGUUUACGUACUACCACGAGCGGCCGUGCCUGAAUUGCUAUAAGGUGCCCAAGGAGAGCUCCAUCUGCCUGCUGUGCGGGACGAUCGUGUGCCUCAAGCAGAACUGCUGUGCGGAGAACGACUGCUGCGAGGCGGUUCGGCAUACGCUUUCCUGUGGCGGCGGUAUUGGCAUCUUUUUGGUGGUUACCUCUACCUACAUCAUCGUUAUACGCGGCCGACGCGCCUGCCUUUGGGGCUCCCUCUAUCUGGACGACUUCGAUGAGGAGGAUCGCGAUCUCAAGCGCGGCAAACCUUUGUAUUUGAGUCAAGAUCGCUUCAAUUUGCUGGAGUCACAGUGGCUGUCGCAUAAGUUUGCUCACACAAAACACACCUGGGUGUUCCAUCGGGAUCUCUUGUGAAAUAUGGAAGAUCUACUGCGCAGCAUCCAGGAGUUGGUUGGCCAGAUCUAAGAUGGGAUCGGAUGUGAUGCUAGCCAGCUGCCCGGCAGCUCCUCGCCUAGUCGAACCAGUCAACAACCCGCUCCCGAGAACCAACAUCUCCAAAACCCCACAAACGCCACAACUAAACACAACUAAACCCAACAACAACAAACACCCCACACACAUGUCCCCUAUGUUUAAGUGAGUUUCGCUGUUGUUUCGGAGCUUCAGACGCGGAGGAGGAGAAGGACACCAUAUCCGUAUCUGUAUCCGUAUUCGUUUACGGUCGUCUCCCCCCUCCACACACACACACACACACACCCGCCCUCCCCUCACAUCUUCCAACGCACCUAGAAGCAACGUCGGCAAUUUGCAAUUAAUUGAUAUUACACAUUUUUAUAUAUAACAAUACUUAUAAAAUAUGGAUGCAAAAAACAAAACGAAAAAAAACUACAGCUAUAUAUGAUUGUUUGUUGUCAACUGUUCAACUGAGAAACGCAUAAUAAUAACCCUAUCUAGGAAUCCGCCUAAUCUCGCGAGGAUCAUGAAUAUUUAACAACCAAUUAUAAAUUAUAAUAAAUAUCUAUGCUAACCCACACAAUUGCUGGGCGAAGACGAAGAAAUAAACCCGAAAAUAAACCGAAAUUUAAGCACCGCGCGGGUCUCUCUAGUUGCGUUCUACCUAAACUAAGUCUUAAGUCCUUAACUUAUAGGUUUUUUUUUUAGGGAAACAAAGGCAAGAAAGCAGAUAACAACAAAAAAACAAAAACGAAUAAUACGAUAUAAUAUAACAAUUGUCUACAUUGGCCUCAUGAGUUUGUGCAUGUAAAAAAUGAAAAAAAGAUUAUAUAGUUAUUAUAUAUAUAUAUAUAUACAAUACAAUAUACACUAAAAUUAAUGCUAUAAAAACAAAAAAAAAAAAUUUAAAACAAAAAACAAUAAACGAAAAGCGAAUUGUGAAAUGCGUAGAAAUUAGUUUGCAAAUACCCCAUUAAUCAUAAAUAUUUUGUAAUUAAGAGUGGAGGCAUAAGGAUGAAAAACAUGAUUCAAAGAGAGGGUAAUCUGAAUUCGAAGCGCUAGGAUCGGAAGUGAAUUUGUUAUUAGUUUUACAAAUUGUGUGUUAUGCAGGCGAUGGAAGUUCGGCAUUGCUUUAGCCAAAAACAUGAGCACAUCCAAAUGUUUAUUUUGAACGAUCAAAUUGACCCACUGCAAAGAUUAGCUAAUAUUUGAGAAACUAGAAAUAUAAAUGUAUAAGGUUUUUCAAGAAAUUAAAAGAAACAAAAAUUGAAGUGAUUAUCUCCACGAAACCUGGUUGUCUAGUAAUUGGUAUAUCAAUUUCCAUCGAGUUAUAGAGCAAUUGCAAGUGAGUUACCCAAAAUGACAAGCGAAAAUCUGCUACGAAUGUAAAUACACUGAAAACGCAGCUGCAUCUUGUAUAAUUAUAUAUUAAUAUAACAUAUUUGACUUCUUUUUUUUUGCUAGUUAUACAAAUCUAGAUGUUUCGGUUGGCCUCCUAGACUAACUAAAUACUACUCUGCAAAUACAAGAAUACACAUGAUUUAAGAGAUUAAAUGGCACAGCACAGCAAUACACACCCAAAACACCCACACAAAACACACCCACAACCACUAGUACUCUAGUAGACCGAAAAAAAAAAUGAUAUAUUGUAAACGUGCAUUCUGAGUGACAAACCGAAAACCCUGAAUAAAAUUGAAAAACCAUUUAAA
Molecule: messenger RNA, 9503 nt
Organism: Drosophila subpulchrella
Lineage: Eukaryota; Metazoa; Arthropoda; Insecta; Diptera; Drosophilidae
Gene: Ubr3
Product: E3 ubiquitin-protein ligase Ubr3
Exons: 11
Coding region: 1027-7755 (2242 amino acids)
Biological process (GO): ubiquitin-dependent protein catabolic process via the N-end rule pathway; protein ubiquitination
Cellular component (GO): ubiquitin ligase complex; cytoplasm
Molecular function (GO): zinc ion binding; ubiquitin protein ligase activity
Source: RefSeq, a predicted model, not a curated record